Sceloporus undulatus (fence lizard) is the source of this 3666-nucleotide messenger RNA. It is a transcript of the gene DLAT, whose product is annotated as dihydrolipoamide S-acetyltransferase. Gene Ontology annotation, molecular function: dihydrolipoyllysine-residue acetyltransferase activity. The transcript has 14 exons. The record is from RefSeq and is a predicted model, not a curated record. Gene Ontology annotation, biological process: pyruvate decarboxylation to acetyl-CoA. Gene Ontology annotation, cellular component: pyruvate dehydrogenase complex. The coding region runs from base 71 to 2005 and encodes 644 amino acids. Lineage: Eukaryota; Metazoa; Chordata; Lepidosauria; Squamata; Phrynosomatidae.
UGCCCUCGCUGUACGGCGCCGCCCGGAGGUCACUGCCUGGCUGUCUGUCUGUGGGGCGACGGAGGGGAGGAUGUGGCGGGCGCUGGCGAGGCGCGUGGCCCAGGAGUGCGCCGCCCGGCCCAGGAAGGCAGCCAGCGGCGCCGAGGGGCUCCUCCGGCGGAGAGGGCGCCCCUGGGGCAGCCCCGCCUCGGCCCUGGCUCGCCCCAAAUGGACGCCGCCCGGGAAGCCUUCGACGGCGCUGCCUCUGCUCCUGGCCAAGGCCCAGGCCGCCUCCGCCCCCGCCAGGAGCCUCUGCAGCCACCCGCCCCACCAGAAGGUGCCUUUGCCUGCUCUCUCCCCUACGAUGCAGAUGGGGACCAUCGCGCGGUGGGAGAAGAAGGAAGGGGAGAAGAUCAACGAAGGCGAUCUGAUUGCUGAGGUGGAGACGGACAAAGCCACUGUAGGAUUUGAGUGCACAGAAGAAUGUUAUUUGGCUAAGAUCUUGGUGCCGGAAGGAACGCGGGAUGUCCCCAUAGGAGCCAUAAUAUGCAUCACUGUGGACAAGCCUGAGCUUAUUGAUGCCUUUAAGAAUUACACUUUGGAUGCUGCAGCAACCGCCGCACCAGCCUCAGUGCCUCCUCCACCAUCACCACCACCUCCUUCGGCAUCUGCGCCACCCGCACCAGCAGCUCAACCCUCUGCUCAGGCUCCAGGUAGCUCCUACCCUCCCCAUAUGCAGAUUGCUCUCCCUGCCCUCUCCCCUACCAUGACGAUGGGCACGGUUCAGAGAUGGGAAAAGAAGGUCGGUGAAAAACUAAGUGAAGGAGACUUGUUGGCAGAAAUAGAGACCGACAAAGCUACAAUAGGCUUCGAAGUGCAAGAAGAAGGAUAUUUGGCAAAAAUCUUAGUGGCAGAAGGCACAAGAGAUGUGCCUUUGGGAACCCCACUGUGUAUUAUUGUGGAAAAAGAGUCUGACAUUCCUGCCUUUGCAGACUACAGAGAUGCUGGAGUGGCAGAUAUCAAACCGCCAAUGCCACCACCGCCACCUAGUCCUAUGGUGGGUGCAGCUGCUCCUUCUCCAGCCCAGCCUGCAUCUUCUCCUUCAGUCAGAGGCCCUGCACAUAAAGGGAGAGUAAUAGCCAGCCCCUUGGCAAAGAAACUGGCAGCAGAGAAAGGAAUUGAUAUUUCACAGGUCAGAGGUUCAGGACCAGAUGGACGGAUAACAAAGAAAGACAUUGAGUCAUUUGUGCCAUCUAAGGUAGCCCCGGCCCGGGCAGCAGAACCCACUCCUGUGGCUGCACCAACACCAGCACCAGCUGCAGCCAUCCCCACAGGUGUCUUUACAGAUAUUCCGAUCAGCAAUAUUCGCAAGGUCAUUGCCCAGCGUUUGAUGCAGUCUAAGCAAACGAUACCUCACUAUUACCUCUCCAUUGACAUUGACAUGGGAGAAAUAUUGGUGCUAAGAAAAGAACUCAACCAGGAGAUGCCCCAGAACACGAAGCUCUCGGUCAAUGACUUCAUUAUCAAGGCUUCAGCUCUGGCUUGUAUGAAGGUGCCUGAGGCAAAUUCCUCUUGGUUGGACACAGUAAUUAGGCAGAAUCACGUAGUCGAUGUUAGUGUUGCAGUCAGUACCCCAAUAGGACUUAUAACCCCGAUUGUAUUUAAUGCGCACAUAAAGGGACUGGCUUCCAUUAACCAAGAUGUUGUAUCGUUGGCAGCCAAGGCUCGGGAAGGCAAACUGCAGCCUCAUGAAUUUCAGGGAGGAACUUUUACAGUCUCAAAUUUAGGAAUGUACGGCAUUAAGAAUUUCUCUGCGAUCAUCAAUCCACCCCAGUCUUGCAUCUUGGCAGUUGGUACUUCAGAGAAAAGACUGGUCCCAGCAGACAAUGAAAAAGGGUUUGAGGUGGCUAGUGUGAUGUCUGUUACGCUGAGCUGUGACCACCGCGUCGUAGACGGAGCAGUCGGAGCCCAGUGGCUUGCUGAGUUCAAGAAGUUCCUUGAGAAGCCAGCCACCAUGCUGCUAUAAUCUCCUGAGGCCACUAGGACUUUCUUGGGUCGCAUCACUUCAUUCUAAAGAAGCUAUUUAUAUAUUUAGAGUUUAGACUUUUAAACAAAUAUUCAUUUCUUUAUUUUUUAAAAAAUAUCUAUAUCUAAAUAUAUAUAUGCAUACACAGAGUUUCUGGUAAUUUUUAUUACCAGUUGUACAGAUUUAAAUGGUUUGCAAAAGGCUUCCUGGAGUACAACUAUACUGUAUUUUAUACAGUGGAUCAGUUUGCAAACUUCCCCCCCUAAAUUGCCCAAAGGAUUUGAAAUCAUGUGGAGGAGCUCAUGCUUCCAGUCAUAGUCCCAACCGGCAACUUAAUGAUUCCUGUCAUCUCAAAAACAAGGGAGCCAGAUUGCAAUAGCAGAGACAACAAAAGCCAAAUUUAGGAUCUCGGGUGGUUGGGAUCUCCAGUCUAGCACAGCAAGUGAACCUGUUGGUGUGUCCUAUUCCUUAGGUUAGUAGGCUUUCAUGGAGGGUGGGAUGAGAACAGCCUUCAGGGUGGUUCACAUUCCAGGUUACUUUGUGAAUUAAGCAGCUUUUCCAACUCCGUAGCCUCAGAAACCUUUCAAAGAGCACUUUACUGCAGAAGGGAAGCUCCAAACCACCCAAACUCUGUGGCAAAAAUUAUAUUUGAAACACUGACAGUAUGCCCCCUUUAACAAAUUUUCAUAACAGCAACCUUUUUUGCACUACAUCUUUGAUUUUUGAGAGGCUGAUUCCCCUCCAGGUUAGUGAAUGCUGCUUCAGUCCAAAGCUGUGUCUGUCUUCAUAGAAGUGGCAAAGUUCAGUAGAAAUUAAAAUAUAUAAAAACAAUUAAUCAACCCUGGUAGAGUUUCUAUGAGAUGCCGAGACCAGGUGCAGUCCAGCUGGGACCUGUCUUGUCAUCAAAAUGAAGGUACUGUCACACUUUUCCUUCAUUUGGAACAAGGCUUGUGUAGAAAAUAUGCUAGUGGAUUGUGACUGCAGACCCUAAUAAAAUGUGAGUUGCUCUUUAUUUUCUCGUUAAAAUUAAUGAGACAAGUUAGUUGCGACUGUUUAUGUCCCAUUCAUUUCAAACUAGGUGUAGAUACUGUUCUGUGGAUGAGGCCCACCGUUGAAUAGCAUCUUUGUUGUCUUCCCCAUCCCAACCUUGGGAAAACAUCAGAAUUUCUUGGGACAUGUAAAUAGUGUAAAAACCUUAAAUUGCUUGACAUGGAUUUUGUUUGCAAUUGUCACCAGAUGUGUUUAUGAUUGUGUCCGUGAUGGGAAGGUACCAUAAUGGAAAACACUCCCAUGUUUGCUUCCCAAAGGACCUAUUAAUUUAAAAAGGAGGAUCAUGGAAUUGCUAAGUGAUAUGAGCUGGAGAGCCAAAUAGACAGUAGAUUAAUAAAGAGGCCCCAAAUUAUUCUGUACCAUAUGCAUUGCAUUCAGUAUUGUCUCUUGUAAAGUUGUGCUACCAGAUCCACUAAAAAUAAUAUUCAAGGAGAUUAUACUGUGGACAUUAAAUAUUUUUUCUGAGACCUAACUAAUGUGUUCUUGAUUUGGUUGCAGUUAUGCUUAAGUUUUAAUAUCUUGGUAAGAAGCAAGUUGCACUUCAAAUGUCCUAACUCAGUUCCAGACUGGCUAAAUAGGCCAGGUGUGUUCCAUUAAAUGUUUGAAAUGUA